Fonsecaea pedrosoi CBS 271.37 is the source of this 1737-nucleotide messenger RNA. RefSeq lists its product as uncharacterized. The transcript is spliced from 8 exons. Bases 1 to 1737 code for a protein of 578 amino acids. Lineage: Eukaryota; Fungi; Ascomycota; Eurotiomycetes; Chaetothyriales; Herpotrichiellaceae. The record is from RefSeq and is a predicted model, not a curated record.
AUGAUUGGCGUGACCACUACUACCACGAGCUUGACCGGUCGGGAUUGCACUUUCUGCAACUGGCCUGCACUGUGGCACGUCUGGACGUUGGACGCACCGGCGAAUUCGAAAAGAAUCUCCGUUUCCGAGUCGGCGACUGACCCCUUCGCCAGCCAGUAUAUUGACGAAACCAGUUGGGUGUGUUAUUCAGGAGAUUACGGUUCGCUCAGGCCCACAAAGCAAUACGUCGACUUGUUGCGAGCAUUUUGGACCGAUCCCAGUAUCAGUAUGAGCCUGCUCGAGGGUAUAUACGGUUGUGCUGUGGGCAACCGAGACCGUGUAUUUGAUCGCAUGGAACUACGCCGGGGGGGAGAUAAGGCGAAGAAGGGCCUUCAAGAUCUGCCUCAAGAACGGCCACACUUGGAUUCCAGGCCGAAGCCAGUGCCAGUCAGCAGCGCUGCUAACAUUCGGUUCUCAGACGCCCCGAACAUGUUCAGCAUCUCGACUCUGCAGCCUUCGAACCUUCCACUCCCAAGGUCAACGGCUGUAGAUCAACACUACUUGGCAAGUUCGUGCCGCGUCGAUCCACUCGUCCCUCCUGUUAUUUUCACCCGCUCUUCUUCCUGUUUGGUCGACAGCUCAGUCACUGGCAAGGUGGAGGAGGAGACUAUCACGGUCUACGUCGACACGAAAUACAGUCAGCAGCCUCGAGCCUUGAGGGAAAAGAAAAAGCACCCAACUGAUGACCACCUACCUACCUUCUUGUUGUCUGAAAUAGAUUUCCGCCUUGUCUGGCCAGGGUUUGAGUCCGAGUGUCAGGCAGGGUCGACGUGGUUGACGCUCUCCUAUUUACUCUACGAAUUGGUCAACCAGCCGUUCUACUACAACGAGCGUGCUGUCCUUUCUCGUGCGCUCCGACACUACAAAGCAUCGACCGACAUUUACUCCAUGAGCAAGCCCCAGGGGCGCGAUCAUCGUCUUCUCGACCGCAAAGACUACGGUCUGGAUAUGCCAAUUUGUCCCCGUUACUACGCAGACGGGUCGGUCGAUGACAGGCGGACCUCUUCCUCUCUCGCCAGCCACGGUCUCGCGGAUCUAGGCCAUCGGACAUGCUUCCGGGAGAGCCUCACAUUUCAUGCUUCCCGUCGAGAGGCCCUAUUGAAGGUGGAUAACUCCGGAUAUUCUAUCAAUAAACGCAUGCGGUUCGGCGCCCAUCGAAAUCAGGGCACAUACCCUACGGCCUACCAGCUUCGCAUCAGCACGGUCGAUGGCCAAGCGCCAUUUCUCGAGCUUGAAGGCCAGAAUAUGCGGAUAGAGACAGAGAGACAGAAAGAGACAGAGAGACAGAAAGAGACAGAGAGACAGAAAGAGACAGAGAGACAGAAAGAGACAGAGAGACAGAAAGAGACAGAGAGACAGAGAGACACAGAGAGAGAGAAUCGCACAACUCGGCAACAUGGUGGACGCAUAUCUACUGCUGUCGAGAGGCCACAGCCACUAAAGAUGGCCGUUUCCUCGAAUUCUAUUUCAUGGAGCCGAUCGUUGUUUGGUCUCCUGCCGUGUUGGGUAGCUCUGCGGACCUUGGGGGGACUGGAAGAAGUUCGAUCGACGCGACAGACAACGUGGAUCAACAACUCUUCCACCAUUUCGCCGACAUUCACCGGGUAUCGUUCAGCGUCGCCGAGAGAGGGCAGGUGGCACGAUACCAAACCUCGAGCCUCGAGAGAACGUCGAGAGAACCGCGUGCGAAGACACUAG